Impatiens glandulifera is the source of this 954-nucleotide messenger RNA. Its product is annotated as floral homeotic protein AGAMOUS-like. Gene Ontology annotation, biological process: positive regulation of transcription by RNA polymerase II. Gene Ontology annotation, molecular function: protein dimerization activity; RNA polymerase II cis-regulatory region sequence-specific DNA binding; DNA-binding transcription factor activity, RNA polymerase II-specific. The record is from RefSeq and is a predicted model, not a curated record. Bases 1 to 954 code for a protein of 317 amino acids. Lineage: Eukaryota; Viridiplantae; Streptophyta; Magnoliopsida; Ericales; Balsaminaceae. The transcript has a single exon.
AUGGGACGAGCUAAAUUGAAUAUGCAUCUCAUAAGUGGUGAGAAAGCUAGAUUAACAACUUUUCAAAAAAGGAAGAAGGGUUUGAUGAAGAAAGCCUAUGAGCUCCAAACUCUUUGCUCAGUUGAUGUUUGUUUAAUCAUAUACCAUCCGGAAACAAGUGAAUCCCUCUCGAAGCAUCCUGAAAUAUGGCCUUCAGACAACGAAAAGGUUGGAAGGAUGAUCGAGUCCUACAAUAGACAACCGAUUGACGAUCAGAAGAGAAGGACCAAUGACUUGUUGUUUUACUUCGAGGACCGCAACAAGAAAGUUGAGGAUACACUUAUAAAGUUGAGAAAGAAGAACAACGAGAUUCUAUAUCCGACGUGGGGGGAAAGGUACUUAAAUUUUAGCGAGGAUGAAUUGAGGAAUAUAGCUAGUGUCUUGCAAAACAAGUUUGAUGAAGUUAGGGUUAAGGUUAACAUGUUGAAGAAUAUCGAUGAAAAUAAUGGUCAUAACUCUCACCAACUUGGAUUUAUUACACAAGACCAAUCUUCUCCCUACCUCAUGAACGAAGCCAUGUUAGGGUUUUUCCGUGAUUCCCUGAACUACAUGACACCACCAACAAUGAUGCUAAACAACAACAAUGAUUAUUAUGUUAACGGUGACAAGGGGUAUGGCCAAAGUUUUUGUAACCAAACCGAUAACUUCUCUUCAGCUUAUUCCUAUACAAAUCCUCAGACAAUACCUUAUCCGAUGGAAAACAAGAUGAUGGUUAGUCCUGAUGUUUAUUGUUCUCCUUUAGGGUACCCUGGUCCAACAAUGCCACAAAUGUUGGAGACAAGUUUUAUGCCAUGUGGGUCUUUUCAAGGGUAUAAUAUGGAACUUGCACCUCCCAUUAAUAACAACGGGUAUAGUAAUGUCAUGAAUGGUUGUUACUAUGGGAGCAGUAGCAAUGGAUCACGAUUUGAAAACUGA